CUUACACUAUCCAGUUUGAUUUAAAAACAAAAUUAGGAACUCUUGCUUGCAAAAGAAUGAAAAAACAAGUCUAUAUUCCAUCUCAUCGAUAAAAGUUUUUAAUUGUAUGUCAAAUUUCUUGGUAGACGUAAUUUUUUUCAAAUUUAAAUUUUCGCUGUAUAAAUUUUCUGAAACAAAUUCAAAUUUCAUAACUAAUGCACUACACAUUCGAUUAGCAAGAUGAUGAAAAGCGUGGGAUAUGAAAGAUUUCUUAAAGAACGUUACACUAAAGAAGACGAAUUAUUCCAAGUAUAUGAUACUUAUACACCAAACUACAACAAGCAAAUUAUAACGAAUAAAUUCUACUCCAAAUAUGAAGUAAUUGAUUUGUCUCGAGCUAAUCCAGAUAUUGUAUCGAAUAUUUAUAAAGCUAAGGAGAGUAAACCCAAGGAUAGAAAACCUUAUCCAGAAACUGUUAAUCAAAGUUAUGGAUGGUUUUCAGAACCCCUUGUCCCCUUCGAUAGAAAAGAUUCUAGAUUUUAUUUCCCUUGUAGGCAAGCUCCAUUCAUAACGCAAGAAAUUAGAAUCAAGAAUGAUGUUUGUAGUAAGAGAGUUGUCGGGUCCACUUCGUUGAAGCUUUAAAAAUUUUUUAUAUUAUUUCAAGAGGAAUAUCGUCAUUUC
This is a messenger RNA of Coccinella septempunctata (seven-spotted ladybird), 660 nucleotides long. RefSeq lists its product as uncharacterized. Gene Ontology annotation, cellular component: ciliary base. Lineage: Eukaryota; Metazoa; Arthropoda; Insecta; Coleoptera; Coccinellidae. The transcript has 3 exons. The record is from RefSeq and is a predicted model, not a curated record. The coding region runs from base 220 to 621 and encodes 133 amino acids.